GGCAAACAUUUUAGCAUAAACAGGGUACUUGGACAAGGUGGUCAAGAUACUGUGUACAAGGGAAUGUUGGUAGACGGUAGAAUCGUGGCAGUCAAGAAAUCAAAAGUUGUCGACGAAGACAAACUUGAAGAGUUCAUCAAUGAAGUUGUCAUUCUCUCACAAAUCAACCAUAGGAACAUUGUCAAACUCUUCGGUUGUUGUCUUGAAACACAAGUACCGGUUUUGGUUUACGAGUUUAUUCCUAAUGGUAAUCUUUUUGAACAUCUUCAUGAUGAGCUUGACGACGACACAAUGACUACUUGGGAAGUGCGUUUACGCAUUGCUACAGAUGUCGCUGGAGCUCUUGCGUAUUUGCAUUCGGCUGCAUCAUUCCCUAUUUAUCACAGAGACAUUAAAUCUACAAACAUAAUGUUGGAUGAGAAAUGUCGAGCCAAGGUGUCUGAUUUUGGCACUUCAAGGUCAGUAACGGUGGAUCAUACACACCUAACAACAGUGGUUUCAGGUACGGUAGGAUAUGUGGAUCCAGAGUACUUUCAAUCUAGCCAGUUCACGGACAAGAGUGAUGUGUAUAGUUUUGGAGUUGUGCUAGUGGAGCUCAUCACUGGAGCAAAGGCAAUUUCUUAUAUCCGGUCCGAAGAAAAUAGGACAUUGGCAACUUAUUUCAUCCUCGCAAUGAAAGAGGAUAGACUCGAAGAAAUCAUCGAUGCUCGAAUCAAAGAGGAGUGCAAGUUGGAACAAGUUAGGGUGGCGGCAAAACUUGCAAGGAAAUGUUUGAACCUCAAAGGGAAAAAACGACCAAGCAUGAGAGAAGUGUCGAUGGAAUUGGAGAAGCUUCGGUCAUUGCAUGGACAUCCUCAACCACAAGUCCAUGUUAUUGAAAGCGAUGAAGAGGAUGAAAUCAUGGAAGUGAACAUAGGCAUUGAAUCGUGGAACAAUGUUAACGUAGCUGUUACUGACAAUGUUGCAUCUUCAUUCUUAGAUGUUGAACCAUUGUUUCCUCGUCAAACAUGGUAGAUGUUUUAAUAUUUAUUUAUGUGCAUAAUAAUUAAUAAGCA
This is a messenger RNA of Brassica rapa (field mustard), 1055 nucleotides long. Its product is annotated as wall-associated receptor kinase-like 10. Gene Ontology annotation, cellular component: plasma membrane. The record is from RefSeq and is a predicted model, not a curated record. Gene Ontology annotation, molecular function: protein serine/threonine kinase activity; ATP binding. Gene Ontology annotation, biological process: protein phosphorylation; cell surface receptor signaling pathway. Lineage: Eukaryota; Viridiplantae; Streptophyta; Magnoliopsida; Brassicales; Brassicaceae.